AUGACUCGAGAAGAGAUAGCACACGCUUACCACAACCAGAGUUUGGUCGUCAAUCCGGUUGAAAUUCCCCAGCUCGAGUCCCACCUUGAUAUUAUCACGAAAUCCAUUGAUAAGAAGGCUGCAACGUGUCGGCAUUUCCGGAGUGAAGAUAUAUCUAAUAACCUCCCAGUUGAGUUACGACAUGAGAUUUUCAAGCUUCUCCCAGCUGGUUCCAUUCUCGCUCUGAAGGCCGCUUCCCUGGCGAUGCAUAGUACUACCUUACCCCCCAACCUUUGGAAACGCACGUUGAGGAGUGAAAUACCGUGGCUCUGGGAGAUGCACGAUAUCGAUUCUUUCCAAUCCCAAGAACUAGAGGACAACACUUCCAAGUUACUUCUUGACAUUCAGAAGAAGAGUCAGUAUACAUCCGAGAAUGAUGAUUACAUUUUUGGACUUGCCAACCGGAGACGGGUUUGGGGCGUCUGCAAGCAGAUUCGUAGCCGGUACUUCGAGAAGCUCAGGGGUAUUUCCAAUACAGACAGCUAG
Messenger RNA from Penicillium hordei, 525 nucleotides. RefSeq lists its product as uncharacterized. The record is from RefSeq and is a predicted model, not a curated record. The coding region runs from base 1 to 525 and encodes 174 amino acids. The transcript has a single exon. Gene Ontology annotation, molecular function: protein binding. NCBI's taxonomy places the organism in Eukaryota, Fungi, Ascomycota, Eurotiomycetes, Eurotiales, Aspergillaceae.